Aphanomyces astaci is the source of this 814-nucleotide messenger RNA. RefSeq lists its product as hypothetical. The record is from RefSeq and is a predicted model, not a curated record. The transcript has a single exon. The coding region runs from base 117 to 605 and encodes 162 amino acids. NCBI's taxonomy places the organism in Eukaryota, Oomycota, Saprolegniomycetes, Saprolegniales, Verrucalvaceae. Gene Ontology annotation, cellular component: nucleus.
CAUUUUUCGCCGAGUAAGGAGCGGCCGUCUUCGCCUCUUCAGCGAACUUUUCCGCCCUCUGGAUCCGUCGGUCACACCCAUAGCUGAACAUUCCUCUUCAAGCACACAAGUGACCUAUGAGUUCCGACGAGUCCACGACGACCGCUGCUCCGAUCUCGGCGCUGCACUCGAAUAUCCGCGAUAAGGGCACCAACGCAUACUACUACGCGCACAAGAAACGUUCGGGUGCCGACGACCAUCAAUGGGAUGGCCAGUGUGCUCCUCGAUUGAUUGCCACAUCUGAGAGUUCAAUUGCAGUGUCCACAGACCGCCCCAUCACCGCCUACGCGUGGUCGGACGGCAAGAAAAGCGCGACUGUAUACAUCGACGUGCCGGCGAUCGGUACCCACCCCGAUGAUUUGAUCACGUUGGACUGGUCAGCACGGUCGGUGGACGUGCGCAUCCGCGAAUUCGAUCCAUCGGGCGCUGACCUCGUGUUCAAGAUCAAAUACUUGUACGAAGAGGUGAUGGCGGUGACGUUGAAGAAAAAGGACGACAAGCUCGUGUUGCGGCUGACCAAGGCCAAGGAGCUUACAUGGUACACUUUGAAGAAAGAUCACCCUUGAUUCCGUCUCGUAUGCUCUUCAACGAACGUCCCGUCGUCAUCUCUCACGACUCCAACGUCCUUGCUUGGCUCCCGCUCAAACUAAACACAUACUGUACACUUACUAGCUCAACCACGAGCCCCCUUCUUCAUACUUAUCUAGGCAAGGAAUCUAUUGCAUGUCAUCUGUUGUAUACCACGAGUCUUUGGGCGUAUGUCUAUGCCUUGUAC